GUUGUAACAUCUUUGGUGGGUGGAUGUCAGUGACUAGAAAUAUGGAAGGUUGUGAAGAAUGACAGGAUCUAAGUAAACAUGUUGUUUUCUGUUAUUUUCGAAAUAUUUAUGUCGUAGAAUGGGAGGAUGGUUAUACGUAGGAUAAUUGAUAUAUUUCUUUUGACAGUUUUUGCUGAAGGAUUUUGCUAUGCCUCAGACAUUCCGGAAUUACAAGAACGUGCUGUAGAUCUCGGUGGGAACAUCACUCUUCCUUGUACAAAGUCUGAUGAAUCCUCGGCAGUGAAUGACAGCAUUGUUUCUUGGGUGAGAGAAGGAAGAGAAGAAAUUCGACGGAGGAGAAUUCAACCAGAUGGAGCUCUUGUUCUUACAGAUCUGGAAAGAGAAGAUGCUGGAAUUUAUUUAUGCACUGUUGACAGUAGGCCUGGUUUUUCGAUAGAAAACGGAGAUGUCAGGGCUAGAAUCAGAGUGGAAGUUAGAACUCCUCCACCAGCACUAGUUAAUGUCACUGUUCGUCCCUCUACUGUAUUGGCGCUGUUGAUGUGGGAUGUAGCUGAAGAUGGAGGGUACGAAAUCACACAUUUCACUAUUCGAUUCCGCCAGAAGUAUGCCUCUGAUGAUGGCCAACCUAACACCUGGCGCUCAACCCUUCCUGAACAUAUCAGUCCAACUGCUAGGCAAGUAGAUGUUUAUCAUUUGAAGCCAAAUACUACAUAUAUAUUUAGACUGUGGGCAAACAAUCAGCUUGGAAAAGGAGUGGUGACAGAAAUGGAAGCAACUACUUCACAUGAUACACAAGAGAUUGAGUUAGCCAGACAUCUGCUGGAGGGAGCUGAGAACUUUGACACCCGUGUAUGGGUUGCAGCUGUUGCUGUCGUCAUGGGAACACUGCUGAUGCUUGCUAUUGGCACUUGUUACCUGCUGUACAAGGAAUGUCACAUUCCAUCUAUUCAUCGAGACGAGCAAGAAAUAAUAGAGCUGGUACCAAACAUCAUACUUAAUCCAGGAUUUUAUGACGGUGAUGCCCGGACGGAAGAAAUAGAGCCUGAUGAAAAUUCCAAUAAUCAAGCUACGACAAGAAUAAAUAAUAACACCAUUGUACGUCCCAUAAGGGUUUGAUAGUAGCAUUGACUUUCAACAGUUUUCUCUGUCCUCUCAGAAUGAAAAGUUCUGUGAAGUGACUCACACUGAAAUUUAAUGAAAAUUAUAUCAGGUAUAUUAUAUUGGCUCAAAAUUGUGUUGCCAUUCAGGGAGACUUGGUUGUCAUUAAGAUUUGAUUCUCAUAACUGUUUUGAAAGUGUUUACACUGAAUGGCCCGUACUGGCAGCUGCAUUACUCUAAAUUUUGUAAUAAAGGUUUACAGUAAUGUUGAAAGUUCUGGAAGAAAUUCCAGCAAAAGUGAAAUAUAAUCUGUCAUAUGUGCCUGCUAAUGAUCAGACCAUGUGUAAAAUACCAGAUCUUCUGUUGUCUUUAUUAAAUGGUCCAAAAAAAAACCUUAGACUAGUGCAAAGUUUGGGUGUAAGUACUGUGUUGAAAAGCUUUUUAUCACGCAUUGAAAAUUAAUAUUUCUUUACCAUUUUCUGUAAGGUUUUGCAACAGUGCAGUGUGCCUUAAAAAGGCAGAUUAUCAAAGAAUUGUUGUAAGACUAUUCUUAUGUUCUGUUCCUUUUUGGGGGGGGGGGGGGGGGCAGUGUGGCAUUCAGAAAAAGUCAAUUGUGGCAAGAAAAAUGUAUAACGCUCCGUAUUUUUCACUUAAUGUGUAUUUGGAAUGAGUAAUCUUAGGUAUUUAACUCUAAAAUUUGCUAUUGUAACAAGUAUAAAGCAGUGUUGAUGCACACUGCUGUCACAUAUAAUCUGUGUUCUCAAUUGUACUCGCACUCAUAUGGUUGUCUUUGGAAAACUUAUUGUGUUGUGAUCUAGAAUGUGGUUGUGAUAUAAUGCAAUUUGCACUUAGACAUAUAGUCCAUCUUCCAAUUUGUGUGUCCUAAUAUUUGUGCAUUUAUUGCCUCUUGUACUGUUAUUGUGUUUUUAGUUGUUAUUGUUUCAUACCAAUGAUAUUUCAUAAUUUUUACAUCUUUGUACAUGACAGCAAAAUAUUUUACAUGUGUUCACCAGAUACGAGUUUCUGGAAUAUUGUGUGUAAUUGAGGAGAGCGCCACGAGAUCUUGACAGGGUGAGCUAAUAAACAAGUAUUAGAUAAAUGGAGCAUCAGUUGAGCUAAAUUCAUCAGUAAAUGGCAUUUAUGUUCCUUGGCAUGUUUGGGAGGGGGAAAUGGGAGGGUCAUUGGUGUGUAACAUUGAAGGGUCCUGAUCAGUUCAAAGUUUAUGCUAGGAGUGGUGUCUUUCUGUUCUCUGACAUGGUAUUUUAUAAAAAAAAAAGUAUUUUUACGUAGUCAUACCACAUAAGUACUGAUCUCCGUGACACAUUCAGUAGUGCUUUCAAUUGAAUGUUAUUAAUAGGUGCCUUGAAUCAGAACAUUUAUAUGUAUGAACGGUUCCUUACCAUCAAUGUGUAUCACCAGUUGAAAUGUAGCUAGCUAGCACUGUUACAAAGAUCCCUGUUUUUUAUGCAUAGUGUGUAACACAUCCGUACUUUUAUAUGACAUAGAAAUGAGUGUGUGCUAGAUUCUGCUGUGUAAUAUUGUGUACUUGCACACAAGGCAUUCAGUUAUAGUACACAUUUAUCCUCCCAACCUACAUGUUGAUGUUCUUGUUGAAAUCCUGCAUAAUUAAGAUAAACGGCUAUUUUAUUCUGAAAAAAGGAGAUUUGAAUUUCAUGUGAAAAUUGGCUUUUGUGAAGCUGUCUGUCGUGUGAUAACUGUAUUAGUGCCUGUUACCCAUAAUUUGUGAAAUGAAAUGUAUGUAACUAGAAAUUAGUUUGCAAAAUUGUUUAGUAAUUAUAAAAUACAUGUGCUGUGUGUGUUUAGCGACUUAGUGUCAGACAUUAGCUUGUGAUUAGAUUGUGAUUGGCAAAAAAAGUUGCACUUUGUGUCAGUAGUGGAUUAGUUUCUGGCUAUAUGACACUGGGAGUAAAAACAAAUAAUCAUUUUGAUUAAAAGACUGAAUGAGAGCAGGGCAGUUGCUACAGGGAUAAGAAAAUUUACAGCCCUUUUAAAUGUUGGUUGUGCAUUAUUGAUUAGCAUUAGACAUGUCAAAUGUUUGACUAGGUUCUCAUGAGCAGGCAGUAGUUAAGCAAUGAGAGAUGUAGGCUGAUGCAAGUGUGAACGAGAAGAGCUAUAAAAUAUAAUAUUAAUAGCAAUGAAAUAAUAUAGGGUGCACAUAUAUUGCAGCAGUUGUUGAAAGUUGAGAAGUGUGCUGUACCUGAUAUAUUACACUUGAACAUCAAAAUGGAUAGAAAAUAUGAUAUUGAGCAUUAUCUAUGUCAAAGGAUUAAAAAAGUUAGCAUCUGCUUUAGCAGAACAGUAAAUUGCUACUUUUUGUUUUCUUUUAUAUCUACAUACUAAAUCACUGGUGUUGUGUCAGUACUGCCAGAGUUACCUGAUGUUUCCCAUCUCUGUCAUUAGUUGACAUAGAAUCAUUCUCUACUUUCACUUAGAGCAUAUAAAGUUCUUGCAGAGUUAUUUUUUCUCUCUUUGUAGUUCAUCUAAUACAGUAUUCACCUUCCUUUAAUCAUAUUUGGUGCUUUUUCUAAAAUUCUGCCUUCACUUCCUUCUUAUUUGUAGUAUUAUGGUUUCCAUUUAUCUUUCAUAUUUUCUCCCCUCUUCUCUAUUUCUUCAUCACAUUCCUGUCUCAUUUCAGCUUUGAAAUCUUUCUAGUUUUAACAUUUUCAUUUCCUUCUGCUUCUUAUUUUACAUUGUAUUACUCGAUGAUCUGCAUCUCUGGCAGGUUAUCAUCUAUUAUGUGUAAGUAAUCAAAAAAUAACUCUUCUCCUGCUUUUUAUUUAUAUUACUUCUUCUAUUUUCUGAUACUUUUCCACAGUGCUUCUUAAUAUCAAGCUAUCUGUGAGUUUUUUUUUUUUUUUUUUUUUUUUUUUACUGAAACCACAGUUACUGUUGUAAUUCUAAUUUAUCUAGUUAUAACCAAGCAGUAAGCUUUCUCAUACAAAGAAGGAUUGUGCUGUUAUAAGAUUUUUUUUUUAAAUUUCUAUGUAGGUGCUUUACACUGGUGCUUAUAGUUCUUAGUUAUUUCAUGUGAACCUUUUCCACACACUAUUCCAGCAUAUUGUUAUUUGAGCAGAGAGAGAGAAAAGAGAAGAGAUCUGGAGGCACUGAAUCUCUAAAAGGAAGAAUCUACAUAAUGUUUACCAUACUAAUACUAUUUGGAACAAAAAUAACAGUUGAAUACUAAUACUAACUGCUGCAGAGGAGUGUCUUCUCCUUUUCAGCUGCCAAAAUUGGAAUCGUUGGAUAAUAUGGCUCAGUUUCUAGCUUUUUUUAGUUUUUUCAGUGUUGUUUUUUUUUAAAUUGAUUAAUCGAGGCAAGUAAUAGAAGCACUGAAGGUGGACAGGAAGAGCUGAAAGAAAAUGUGUAUAUUCCCUGAAAUAAGAGAGAUACUAGACGUGAGAAACAAUCAAAAGUAACAAUGAUAAUUUCAUAUUUUACACUAUUUUGACUGAAUUAUUCAUUGCACACAGUCCUGCCUAAUCCAUGGUUUAGUGGUUUUUCUUUCUUUUCAAAACAUGUAACUUAUCCUUCUGUUUUUUCCAUUUUUGUUUGCAAUUAAGAAACAGUUUUAUUAUGUACUGUGAAAUAUUAAUAGUACCUGAAUAGCUUCAUAUUUUUUAAAGUACAAAUCAUGUCCAUUAAUAAGCACAAUAUUUCUUCUGCCUACAUACUUGCACACAAUAAAUGUCAAAAAUAUUAAUUUCAGAUAAUGAGUAAAUAAAGGUUUGGACAAAACUGUGGCCACAUUUCAGUUAGCUUCCAGUUUUUGCUGUUGCCUUCCUUAUUAUUCAUGUAAAGUUUCCUGAAAGUGACUGUUGGGAUUAAAAACUGUAUAUUUAUGCAGUCCAUGUCAAAGGAGCAAAUAUCAAAAUGAAACAUUAAUAAACAAUUCAUUUAGGAAUACAUCAUCACUGUCUAAACUGAAGAGCAAAAGUGUGUUUAGAAAACAGAAUAAUUACCAGUUACAUUGAGUGCUUCUCUGUCAACUGUUUAUGUCUGUGUGUGUCUCACUUCUCAGUUUUACAUUGCAUACUACUUGGUGCAUGUGAGACUGACAGAGUUUGCUCUGCCCAUUAUGACUGUUGUAUUUUAUCAAUAAUAGAUUCCACUUGUCACAUAUGCAGCUUUCAUUUUAUAACGUCCAUUUUCCAAGUGACACAGUAAGAAACCUGCAAACUUGAGACUCAGACAAGCUUUUGAUAAGUAUACAUGGAAUGCCACUUUUUCGUUUCUCUAUGCUUCAUUUUAAAUGUAUCAGUUGUAUCCUUCAAUUUUUCUCUUUGUACCGAAGAGGAUGCAUGGUGGGCCUGGUCAUUAUAUUAGAUUCUCUUUCAAGGCUGUUUGCAUGCUACAUCCGGUGUCACCUGUAGUUAAAUUUUACUGUUCUGAUUUAUUUCCUUUUUUUUUAGUGGAAGAAGUCUUUUUUUAGUAGGAUCUGCUGCAUUUGUAAUUACUGUAUUACUAUAUUUCUGCAAUUUAAAAGAAAAUGGUGAAUAACCAUACAAUUACAGUCUUUUUAAAACAAAAGUAAAAAAUAAUUUUGGCAGGCUUUUCUGUUGUGUUGCUGUUAGCAAUUAAUUUGACAAGUUUUCAUUUAAAAUUAAAUACUUCUUGUAGUUUGAGACUGUUAUCAUUGGUACUGGCACUAACAAAUUAAGAUUAUUGUUUAGGUAUAUCAGAUGUACUUUUUUUUACUUCUGAAUGCCCAUGAAAAGUGUAGAUAAUAGUACAGGCUACAAUAAGAAUGAGGUAUGAACUUGAAAAACACAUGUGAAAACUUCAAAUAAGAGUAUGCAGUAAAUUGUUGUAAUUAUCAACAAAAUAUUCCAAACAUAUAUAACAAGGACAUUUACCUUGCUGAUUUUUAAAUUUUUGGACAUAUGAUUCUUACCCGAGAAAUAAAGAAAGACCAGAAGAUAGGAUGUUAGGAGUUGUUAGUACAGAAAAAGACCUAUAAUCAACUUGUAUAUUGUUUUAAAGAAAAAUUAGUGUUAAUGAUGUGUAAAAUAGUAGUUUCCUAAGAGGAAAACUGCCAUUAUGAAACUUUCACAGCAGUUUUCCGUGACGUGUGUAGAGACUUAACUGCUCCACUAGGUCCAUGAAUUUCAAGUUGCAUUGCUUAUCACCAAAGAUAUUGUUCUGUCACUGUUGGCUGCAGUGGUUUGAAAUGUCCAUAUCCAAGUCCAACAUUCCAGGAAGUCUAUUACUCACAGAUACAUUUGUAAUUAAAAAGUCUGGAGACAUCAGCAUAAUUUUGAUAAUUUUACUGGAGACACGAUCAUUAAUUUUUAGGGCAUUGCAUGUUAGGUGCAGUGAUUCCCAUUCAGAGCCAUUUGACUUUUUUGUCACACUAUUUGUUGACUAGAUGUGUCUGCCAUAAUUCAUGUUGGUUUUUUUGUUGAUUUUUCUUGUUAUCUUCAUUAUGGCUGGCUGAUACAGGUGGAACAGUAUUAGUGGAUAGCCAGGUAAGGCAUUAGUUGUUAAUGCCUGCUCCUUCUUCCGUAAUGUUCUCACAGUGAAAUACAUCAAAUGCUGCAUUUCUGCAAUGUGCAUAAAUUGGCAAUCAACAGUUUGUCAAGCAGCACAUAAAACAUACAUAGUGUCUGUGGACACAGAUUGUGACAAGAUUAUAUUAUGAGAAAUGUAAGGGAAAAUUUCAAAAUAUCCAUAUUUGUGUGUUGUGAUCAGUUGCCGAAGCAGAUAUUCCUCUCUCAAAGCUCGCCUAUUAUUUGGUGAAGCAACUACCACUAUUCUGAAUUCCAUUUUAUGAAUAAUCUUUACUUCUUGUUGUUUCAUUGCGGAUUCGUCUUUCCUCAGAUCCUUGUGUACUGUAACAUGCUCUCUAAUUAUUAUGCAGUGAGCAAUUCCUGAUCUGUUUAUGCUUUUAAUCUUCUGACAUACAUGCACAUCUUGAAAGUACCAGAAUUAACUGGGGAAAUUUUUGUUGUAUGUGAGUGUGUCUUCAUUUUUCAUCCUGAAGAACAUGGCAGAUUUUCUGAGUCUGACAGGGUGAUUAUGUUUAUUGCAUUUGGAUAAAUGUCCAGAAAAUACACAAAUAAUUAAAAUAAGUGAACAUUAUAAUUGUGUUGUUUGCUUGCACUGUUGAAUUGUGCAUACCACUAAAUAUCUUGACUUGAAUGAGUGAGAGAUAUUACAAGCAUUCAAAAUCAGGAGUGGCUGGUUUUUGUGCAUACAAUUCUCACACCUCUCUUGUAACCUCUGAGCCGACACUAUUCAUAACUUUUACCCAUUUCUUCUCCCUCUUUUUUUUUUUCAUCCAUAUCUGCAAUAGCAAAAACUCUGGUUUUUUGUAUCUGCAUUAAUCUGGAACAUAAACGGUGGAAAAAUGCCCAGUUAAUGCACAAUACUUAUUUUAAGUAACAGAUCUGUAAAACAACAACAAUAAUAAUUAUAAUCUCAUUAAAAAUUAUUCAAGAAGCUUUUGCCUACUGUUUCAUACAUGUGUGUACUACUGUACUAUGGGUGCAAGAUGCAUCUUUAUACAAGUUAACAUUCAGAAUGUAGAACAACAUAUCUUGCAUUUUGAGUUAGUUAAAAAUAUUUGUUCACUAAAUGCAUUCUGCUCAUUUGCACGUUGUGAGAGUAGCAAUUCAUUUUCAUAAUCAGGCCUUCUACUGAAUGGUUACCAUAGUUGUUGUUGUAAGCCAUAUAUGCGAUAUAAUCCAAAACAACACUGCUCUAUAUAUAACUAAAACUAACCUUCAUGCACACAAAUAUUCAGAAAUGGGCAUUGUAGCAUGAAGCCAGUCAAGAAUCAAAUAAUAAAACUGACUGAGUGUGAUAUUUUUUACAUUUGAUGUAAAGAAAGGAGCAUGUCUUAAUCUAAAGGUAAUUUUCAUUUAUUACCAAUUUGUUGACGGUAAUGCCCAGUGCCUACAUAUUAACCAUAGUGAAUAAGCUUCAAGCACAAUGAAGUAUAUAAUGUUUGUAUGAGUGAACUUCAGCUUUAGUGUGUUAUGAAUGUCUAUUGCUGUAUUUGUGAACUUUGUAAGGUAAACUAAUAGUUAACUCUAUGUUAAGGGAAUAUAAUGUAUCUAUCAAAGUAGGUAACAGAAGACUGUACAUUAUUUGCCUGAGUUCAUCUUCAUAGGAAUACGUUCCCCAUAUUCGGUUUGGUGAUUUUUUUUUUAGUAAGUUUUACUAGUUAUACUUAGGUAUAAAUACUAGGCUAGUAAAUGAAUUUUGUAAAUGGAAUUGUGUGUAACUGCUGUAAUGAAAGCUUUGCUUGCUUCUAAUGCUGAAGCAGUUGAAUAGCAUGAAAGUUGAAAAUGUGCUUGCUUGAAAAUCUUCCAAAAUUUAAUAAUUUAUUAUUAUUUCAGAAAUAUGAAAAGAAAUUGAGAAGUAUCCUUUUUAUGAUCAAUUGCAGAAACUGUAUUUUCAGUAAAUUUCCUUCAGUAGUCUUUGUUAUACAUCAUUCAGUCAGAGAAUUUCCGUCUCAUUUUAUGUGUAGAUCUUAAAUUCCAGCUACCUUUCUAAAACAAAACAAAAAUUAGUGCUCACUGUAUUAUUGUUCAUUACAUUUUAAAAAAAAGAUAUGUGUUUUCUCAUAAGACUGUUACAGCAAUAAAAUUAUAAUGUUAUAUUUUAUUCCUUAACUGAUUCAAAGAGUACUGCAAAAAUCUAUGCAUCUGCUUGUAUGUCUAUAAAUGCAGUCAGGAAUAAUUAAAUACACGAAUUUGAAUCUCUGGUACCAUGUCUCUUUCUGCUUCAUAUAACUGAUGGCCAAUGGGAAGAUAUUUAUUAGCAAAUGCAUGUCAUUUUAUGCUCUAAAAACACAUAGGAGAAUGCACUAUUGUAAGAUUUAUCAUUUGACCAAAGACAGUUCUGUUUAGCUUUAAAUAUCGUGAUAUUUUGUGUAUACUGUUUUAAAUGUUAUCAAAGAUGUUUUUGUUAUGUUUUUUAAUGUUCAAUUGUAAUCUUUCUCACUGAAAUUGAUGUUUAUGAAAAUGCAGACAUGACGUAGCUAAGUAUUUAUAUGGUUGUGAUUUCCCAUAUAUACUUCUAAGUGAAUGUAAACAAAUUUGUACUUUUUUAUACCAUGUUUCAUCAUUACCGUUUGCAUGAAGUUAAUAUUGUUGUUUAACAUGUUUUUGUGUGUCAUUGAAAAGUGUGUGUGUGUGUGUGUGUGUGUGCGUGUGUGUGUGUGUGUGUGUGUGUGUGUGUGUGUGUGUGUGUUGGUGGGGAAUGUGAGUUCAGAAGAAAACACAGUUUGUGGUGUUGUGUCAGUUCAAUGCAUAGAAAUUUUGUACAAAAGUGUGUGUUUUUUGUUGAGUACUAAAACAAGGAUUUAAAGCAAACUAUAUCUAUUAAUACAAACAGGUUAAUGACAAAACUGUUUUUAAUUCUCUUAAAGUGCUUUUUGUGAUGUGAAACCUUUGCAGAAUGUGCAUUUUCAUUUUUCACAGGUCAAGCAUAUUUCACACUUUAUUUUCUGUGUUUCUAUAUUGAUUUUCCCAAGUUCUUCAUAAAUUGGACAAUAUGUCUUUACUUUGUUGCCACAGAACAAUCUUUGAAAUUUGUAUGAGCUUCAAUAAUGUUUGGGUGAACAAAGAACUCACAUUAACAUAUUUCUGCUAACAAGGUAGUUUUCUAACGAUGUUCAGAAAGAGGACAUUGAGUACAAGAAGAGGAAUUGAGCACCAAGUCAUUAUUAUUGUUACUGUUAUUAUUACAUUGACUUACCUGCUCCAUUCUUUGUUAGCUCAGUUUUAUAUAUGACAGUUUUAGCUUCACUAGAAAUGAGAAGUUCUUCACCCUGUUGUUGCUGGUAUACCAUGCUCUGAAAUAUUUUGCCUUGUGUGCAGAAAACUACUUACCUUUCAGUGAAGAUGUUCAUUGUUGGACAUAAACAAGAAUCUGAACCCAUUAUGUCAGUAUAUGUAUUUACACUCUUCUACAAAGCACAAAGACAUGCAUAUAUUGUUGCUCAGAAGAAAAAAAGAAUUCUUAAACAGCUGUAUUGUGUUAAGUUCCUUGUCUAUUUGCCUAUCCACUGGUUAUUGUCUCCAUAUGGUCAUGGUAACCCUCAUUCGUUCAAUCUUUUUUGUUCAGCCAUUGUUCUCCAUUUUUGUUGUGCUUUAUUACUUUGUGUUGUGAGAUCCACUUUAUUGGCUGGUGAGACUUACAUCUUGCAUUCAGUUUCACUACUGGUGUGUUCAGGGCCAGUUCGAGAACAUUUUUUCCACACAAGUGACAAAUCAUUUGCCCCCCCCCCCCCCCCCCUUUUACCUUCACUUACUUUCCCCUGCAUCAGUUUUCACUACUAAUUGUGAUACACACUGUAUAAAAAUCUUGCACUAUGACACCCCUCUCAACACAGCCCCUCAAGUGGUCACUACUAAUUGUGGCAUUUCCUGUGUAGAAAUCUUACAGUUUUGGCAUCUCUGGUGCCCCUCUCAGCUUGGUGCCCUAAGCUGCGACUUAUGCCACCUGGGCCUUAAACUAGCCACUAGGUGUGUUAUGAGGCUGAAUAGUUUUGUGUGUGGUCAUUCUUCAUAUUAUCACUUGUAAUAUCAUAACAACACCUUCUUUGUUAGUCAAUAACUUGUUUGUUGAUCUUUAUAGGCAGAUGUUCCACACUGUCCUGAUAUCUGUUUAGGUGCUCCUCAUCUUUAUACUACACUUUAGGAUAAAUUUUAGUGCCACACCAUACAAAAAUUCAGGCUGUGUAACAAAACAUUCUUGGAAACAUUGUCCUUAGUUCAAAUGAGUGAAAACUAAAAGGGUCAGUACUGGCUUGGCACUCGAUUUAGAUACUGCAACAAAAGUGCAUGUAAUAACAUUUCUUCAGUCAUUUUGGUAAAUGUAAAAAAUAUGCCAGGUUUUUGUGUAUAAUUGAAAAUUAUUUGGUAACUUUUGUAGCUACACCGAAAACCAAAUGUAAAGCUGGCUUAUGGAGCAAUAUUUUCCUUCUUUUGUAAAGAAAAAGAAUAAUGAUGUCACCAAGUGAAAGGCUGAGAUAAUGUACUAAAUCUUAUCUCUGGUUCACAAUUUGUUGUAUUUGCCAUUGAUUUUUAGCAGUUCUUUCAAUUAUGAAGCAGUUUGUCUUUUGUGGUUUGGUGUUUCUGUACCCACGCGUAACUUCCCUUAACAACUCCAGAACCUUCACCUGUCAUGAAGAACUAAGGUUAUUCUGUGGCACAACUUUUGUUCUUGUUAUAGGUAAUAAUUCUGUAAUGGUUUUACAGCGCACACUUACGGUAAUAUUGUGAAUGAGAGCUUUGAGAGGCAUGUUUGAAUGUAAAUGCGUGUUCUUCAUUUGCAUUGGAUUAUAUAAUCAUCAUAUCAGUGAUAUGCAAUGGUAUGUUUUUCAAAAAAAAAAAGAAUAUUGCCGAUGUAACAUAUUUUGUAAUGGCAAUGUCUUAAAUUUUGCAACAUUAUAAUAAAAUUUUCAAAUGUU
Messenger RNA from Schistocerca gregaria, 11539 nucleotides. Its product is annotated as protein turtle homolog A. Gene Ontology annotation, biological process: cell-cell adhesion. Gene Ontology annotation, molecular function: protein binding. The record is from RefSeq and is a predicted model, not a curated record. The transcript has 6 exons. The coding region runs from base 127 to 1116 and encodes 329 amino acids. Lineage: Eukaryota; Metazoa; Arthropoda; Insecta; Orthoptera; Acrididae.